Messenger RNA from Aspergillus ruber CBS 135680, 1158 nucleotides. Its product is annotated as Stk19 family serine/threonine-protein kinase. Lineage: Eukaryota; Fungi; Ascomycota; Eurotiomycetes; Eurotiales; Aspergillaceae. Gene Ontology annotation, biological process: protein phosphorylation; positive regulation of Ras protein signal transduction. Gene Ontology annotation, molecular function: protein serine/threonine kinase activity. The coding region runs from base 1 to 1158 and encodes 385 amino acids. The transcript has 2 exons. The record is from RefSeq and is a predicted model, not a curated record.
AUGCCAUUGCGACUCACCUCAGCGCCUGUCUCCGGAAUCAAGAAACGCAAAUCCACAACCACCCGUGCACGCUCCUCCCCAUUUGCCGUCCAUUCGCGCACGAAACCCCGCUCCAACGCCAAUAACACCCUUAAAGAUGCCUCCACCCUCAUAGAAGAUGAAGACUUCGACCUCCCCGACCUAGGCAUCUCACAGAAUAUCCCCUCCACAGCCCCCGCGACAACUGUCCUCGAUGCUAUCCACCACAUUCGCAGCACAAUGUUCGAAGAUCUCCCCGCAACCCGCACAGGGAUGAAUAGCACCCGUAUCGCGGAGGUGUUGAAUUUUAGAAGCUCGCUGCCGCCGCUGGUUUCUGUGGCGCACGUACAUACGUUGCUUGACGCGCCGACGAGGACGGAGCGGGAGAUCGUAGAGUUGGUGACAACGGGUAAGGUGCGGAGGUUGAUCGUUCCUGGGCGGGGGAAUGAUGCAGCGGGGUUAGGGGAUUGUCUUGUGCUUAGGGAAGAAUGGGAGGGGUUGGUUGGGGGUAGUGGCUUAGGGGAAGAAUUGAAGGAGAAAUUCCUCACCGUCCUCAAUCGCAUCGGGACGUCCUCCGCCAUAGCCCCAGGCGUUUUCACUCCCAACGAAUACCAAUCAUUAGUCCGCGCCGGAUUCCUUGUCUCCUCAUCAUCCCUAGCAAAAGGCCCCUUGGGCAUAGCUUCCCUCCCAGAUCUUCCUCCAUCCUCCGCCUUCACACCAGCCAGUCGAGCCGACACCCAGUCCCAAACCCCAAAUCAUACCAAUAUCACCAAUAAUGAUGAAAGCAGCCGCUUCCACACAGCAACCCUCUUCCUCUCCCUCCCCAACACAGGCCCCUACCUCCGCCUCCUCAACACUAGCCGCGCCCACCUCGUCGCUCUCCUGAAGAAAUCUACCCACCGCGAAGCACCCCUCUAUCUCCUGCGCAACCGCUGGGACGGCGCCGUGGAAACUGACAAAAGCUUUCAUGCGGCAAAGCGCGCGAGGGGCGAGUUUGCGGGAAUUCUACCGGGACGGACGAGGAAGUGGAAGGAGUUGUAUGGGAUGGGGUUUCGGUGGGUAUUGGAGGAGGCGGUUGGGGCUGGGUUAGUGGAGGUUUUUGAGACAGGGAGUGUUGGGCCGGGGGUGCGUUGUCUAUAA